Molecule: messenger RNA, 1668 nt
Organism: Mesoplodon densirostris (Blainville's beaked whale)
Lineage: Eukaryota; Metazoa; Chordata; Mammalia; Artiodactyla; Ziphiidae
Gene: CXHXorf66
Product: chromosome X CXorf66 homolog
Source: RefSeq, a predicted model, not a curated record
UUUCCUUGGUAGAAGAAACAUUUGAACAAGGCCUUGGACAUGAAUCUUUUUAUUUAUGUCCUACUUUUACCCAUUCGGACAAAUACUUGUUUAAAUACAAACCAAAGUGAUGAACCGUCUACUACAGCCAAGCACCGUGAAUCAAUGGAGACCAAAAUGGACAAUUUUAGGAGACAUCUACUCAUUAUCAUAAUUGGUGUUAUGAUCAUAGCUUUUGUUUAUACCUGUUUUUGCUUUCUCCAUUAUUACUGUAUGAGCGAUGAUGCCCCCAAAGCAGGAAUGGUCAAGAAAGAAGGUGUAAUGGCCAAGUCAUCUAGGUCAUCCAAAAUAUCAUUCAGUGACUCCAAGACAGUUAGUCUGUGCAGUCCAGAAAAACAAUCCAUGCUAUCCGGUAUAGACAAGCUAUCUGGGCUCUCAAGUCCAGGAAAGGCAUCCAUACCAUCCAGUGCAGAAAAGUUAAUCAGGCCUUUGAGUCAAGAAAAGUCAUGUAAGCCAUCAAGUCCCAAAAAAGUAUUCAGAUAAUCCCACCAGGAAAAGUCACAUAAACGCAGUCUAGAAAAGGCACGUAAACAGGCUCAUGCCCAUAAGCUAGUCAAUCAAGUCAGUUCAUCCUAUCCUGAUAAGGCCAAUGGGACACCUUGGCUAGCCAGUCUACAAUAUCUGGUCAGGCCAACCAAAACUCCUUGUCCACCCUAUCCACAAAAUCAAAGCUUGCCCAAGCCAUCCAGUUUACAGAAACUCACCAAACGCCACAGACAUCGUAUUCUAAAGAGGUCAGUUAGUGCAGGUAGGGCAGACAUAUUAUUUAGGCCUCAACCAGUCAAGUCUUGUCUAUGCUACAAGGAAAAAUGCCUUGUUUGCAGAGCUGCUUCUGAGUUUUUCAUCAAUAAUACUUCAGAGGCGAAGAAGAAGAAUACUCAAAACCCACCUUUUCCACGUGAACUGAAGCCUUUUUCCAAGUCCUUUCAUAAGAUAGAUUCCAGACCCAAUGCACUCUGUGGCAAUGUGAAUGACAGUGAUAUGAUGACAUACUACAGUGAUGGUGACAAUGGCAAGGAGAUAACCAUUAUCUGCAACAUAAAACGCAAGGAAGUCAUCUAUAAAACCACCCAUGAAAUAAUUAAGGAGGAACCUGAACGUUCUGCUCCAACAGCCUCAGGGCACGCCGUAAAGGGCGGUGCAAACCGGACGACGUGGGGUUGGGACGGCCAGUCUCGUGGGAAGGCUCCGGGCAUUCAGGGCUUUGCCUCACGUAUCCUUUUCACAUUUCCCACCGCGGGGAAUCUACCGAGCGCUCCUGGCCUCCACUUCCAGCCCGAGCUGAGAACCGCGGUUCGGCCCAGCGGUUUCAGCCGCUUCCUCCUUCAACCCUCUGGGCAAAUCCCGUGCGGGCGUGUGGGGGAGCUCCCAGCCCGCAAUGAGGAGGGGGCGGCUUUCAUAACUAAUCCCCCCGCCCGCGCCCCGCCCCGCUCCGCCCCGCCCGCGCUGGGGUCUCUACAGCGCCCUGCUGGUCCCGGCUCCUCGCGCAGACCCCGGCUCCGCCCCGCCGGGAAGCGGGGAGCCCGGCUGUCUGGCGGGUUCAGGGCGGGCCGGCAGGCUGCACCGUGGCUCCCCAGCUCGGGUGCGAGACGAAAGCGCCGGGCGGGCGACGCGGCUGCCGCGGACUGA